This is a messenger RNA of Trypanosoma grayi, 2637 nucleotides long. RefSeq lists its product as hypothetical. The coding region runs from base 1 to 2637 and encodes 878 amino acids. Lineage: Eukaryota; Euglenozoa; Kinetoplastea; Trypanosomatida; Trypanosomatidae. The record is from RefSeq and is a predicted model, not a curated record. The transcript has a single exon.
AUGGCCUUGGUUUCGCGGAAUUUCGCCGAGUACUACCAUGAACUGGUCACGCGGGAGCCGUUGCCGGAGGAACUGCUCCUGCGCGUCUGUCGCGAGGAGAGGAGCGCGCGGAAGCGCAUCGAGCAGGAAGUCAACGCCGGUGUGGUGGACCUUCUGCACGUGAUGGGCAUCAUGAUCAGCGACCGCAAGAAGAAGGAAAAACACUCCUCUCACCUUGUCUCGUACGACAAGCACACGCUCAUGAUCAUGGAGCGGGAGACGGCGGUGUGGCUGCCGCCCAUUCCUUCGCGCAGUGUCGUGGCGCCGAAGCACCGCUUCUUCUCCGGCUUCCCCAAGACGAAAUACAACGCACUGGUGCAGCAGGAGGAGGAGUUGCGCAGCUGGUUGAUGGGCGUGGAGUCGCGCCUGCGCCACCCCAUUGAAGAGUUGUGCGCGCAUUCGUGGUUCCUCUUGGUCUGCUUGCAGCAGUGUGCCGAGCGUGAGGCCACUAGCCGGGCGCGCGUGGAGCACGAUGAGAGCGAGCAGCGCCUCAUUUUUCGUCGCAAUGUCUUCCGCCUCGCUCCGCCGGACUACUUCCGCUAUUUGUGGACGGAGCGGUACGGCACGAAGGAGGAUGCGGUGGAACGGCCGUUUGCAGAGGUGUGGCAGGAUUCUCGCACCGCCAUUGAGCAGGAGGAACAGGACGACUGGCGCUGCAUGCUGCGCUGGCUCUUCGACAUGUACGGUGUGCGCCUCUUCUCUGUCAUCCGCAGGGAGGUGUCGUCGCGCUACGAGAUAGAGGAGGAGGAGCGCGCCGAGCUGUGGUCCGACGUGCUGCAACUUACCCGGAGCACGUUCGGCCCGUACAACAAGAACACCGCGUCUGUGGCGUGGCACGGAGGGGGCCACACACCAGUGCUGCGUGACUUGACGCUGUACAUGGCGGAUAUCGAGGCGGAGCACCACACCACCCCGGGGCCGGACGACACCGCGGAGGAGUCGUCGUGUGAGAAGGUAGACAUUGUCGCGGGCGAAGAGAAGGACGCGUGGCGUGAAAUCAACGACGACAGCGCGGCUGCGGCCGGUGCUGAGAACGACGUGGCACCGGUGAAGCCACCCCUCCAAAACGCCUUGUCGGGAAACCCAUCAGCCAAUGAGGUGGACGCCUCCACCCCUCGUGCGGCGGAGCUUGAGGACGAAAACAAAAAACCUGAACAACUUGUCAAGGACGACGAGAUUGCCCAGUAUGAAGAACUGGAGGAACCAAAGGAUGCUGAUCGGUAUAAGGAACUGGAGGAGCCGACGGCGGAAACACAGAAUGACAAUGGGGAAGUUCAGGCGGAGGAUCCAUGUAUUGAAACCUCAUCGGGAAAGGCAUCGCCCAAUGAGGCCAUCGCCCAACCUUUCAAUCCGCCUCUGACCGAUGGGGACGUUAAUGUACAAAAGCAACCGGAGCAGUAUGAGGAGCAUGACGUGGUCCAAGAAGAUGAAGCGCCAGUGGAAACCCAGGGUGCUGAUCAGUCCGAGGAACCUGAGAAGCCUGACACAACCGAGUUACAGGACGAAGAUUCAAAGAUACAGGAGGAGCCUGAGCCUGUUCAUACUAAAAAAGAAAAGUUCCCGAUCACUGAGUGCGAUGACUCGUACUUCGUUGCACCCUCUGAACCUGUGAAUGCACCUAUUCAGCCAGGGCAAGUGGAAGAGCAAGAGGAACCCGCAGGGGCACCACCGGUGGAUGGGAUCCAGAAGCAAGACGAGGUUCAUCCUCUUCACGCAUCAUCUGAGAGAGGAUCGAUCGAUGAGGCUGAUGACUCCCGCAUGCCUGGGGCUGAGAAUGAUAACGAUGAGCCAGCGGCGGAGCAGCUAUACGUGGAAGAACCAUCUGAUGAGCCUGUGGCCCCUCAGCCAGUGGAGGAGAAGCCAACUGAUGAGCCAGCGGCGGAGCAGCAGUUCGAGAAAGAACUAUCUGAUGAGCCUGUGGUUCCUCAGCCAGCGGACAGCGUCCACAAGCAAGAUGAGGUUCAUCCUCUUCACGCAUCAUCUGAGAAAGGAUCGAUCGAUGAGGCUGAUGACUCCCGCACGCCUGGGGCUGAGAAUGAUAACGAUGAGCCAGCGGCGGAGCAGCAGUUCGAGAAAGAACUAUCUGAUGAGCCUGUGGCCCCUCAGCCAGUGGAGGAGAAGCCAAAUGAUGAGCCAGCGGCGGAGCAGCAGUUCGAGAAAGAACUAUCUGAUGAGCCUGUGGUUCCUCAGCCAGCGGACAGCGUCCACAAGCAAGAUGAGGUUCAUCCUCUUCACACAUCAUCUGAGAGGGGAUCGAUUGAUGAGGCUGAUGACUCCCGCACGCCUGGGGCUGAGAAUGAUAACGAUGAGCCAGCGGCGGAGCAGCAGUUCGAGAAAGAACUAUCUGAUGAGCCUGUGGCCCCUCAGCCAGUGGAGGAGAAGCCAAACGAUGAGCCAGCGGCGGAGCAGCUAUACGUGGAAGAACCAUCUGAUGAGCCUGUGGCCCCUCAGCCAGUGGAGGAGAAGCCAACUGAUGAGCCAGCGGCGGAGCAGCAGUUCGAGAAAGANCUGGGGCUGAGAAUGAUAACGAUGAGCCAGCGGCGGAGCAGCAGUUCGAGAAAGAACUAUCUGAUGAGCCUGUGGCCCCUCAGCCGGUGA